This is a messenger RNA of Pyricularia grisea, 1338 nucleotides long. RefSeq lists its product as uncharacterized. The transcript has 3 exons. The coding region runs from base 1 to 1338 and encodes 445 amino acids. NCBI's taxonomy places the organism in Eukaryota, Fungi, Ascomycota, Sordariomycetes, Magnaporthales, Pyriculariaceae. Gene Ontology annotation, biological process: transmembrane transport. Gene Ontology annotation, molecular function: transmembrane transporter activity. The record is from RefSeq and is a predicted model, not a curated record.
AUGACGAAAAGCAGCAGCAGCCAUGGCAGUAGGGGUCAUACAGACUCGACAUUGUCAGCGACAUUAAAAGAGCACUUCGUAUCGGAAUAUGAACCGCCAACAGAAAAAACGCCUCCCAACAAGGUAUCUCUUGAGAUCGGUCAAGCUCAAAUUUCACCUGACCAGCUUUAUUCCAUUUUUACAACUUGCCAGAAGAAAUGGAUCAGCAACGUUGCCGCGUUCGGAGCCAUGUUUUCGACAGCGAGCAGCUACAUCUACUUCCCCGCUCUGGUACCGAUGGCGCGAGAUCUGGACGUGUCCGUCUCGCCAAUCAACCUGACCGUCACUUCGUACUUGGUAGUCGCUGGGAUCGCCCCUGCAGUUAUGGGUGACUUUGCUGAUCAGAACGGCAGGAGGUCGGCCUACAUGCUCAUGUUUACUCUGGUGUUUUGCGCCAAUAUCGGCCUCGCCCUGCAAAAUUCAUAUCCGGUGCUGCUUGUGUUUCGUAUGCUGCAGAGUGCCGGGGCUUCUGGCUCGUACGGGGCUUCUGAUGGAAUCAUUACUGAUAUAACUACUACGGCUGAGCGCGGGUCGUAUGUUGGCAGCUUAGUAUUCUUUACCAACGCUGCUCCAUCGUUCGGGCCGGUGAUUGCUGGUGUACUGACCCAGCAGCUGGGCUGGAGGUCCAUAUUCUGGUUUCUCGUCAUUUUGACGGGAAUUUACCUCGCCAUUGUCCUGCUGCUCCUGCCAGAGACACAGCGCAAGAUUGUUGGGAAUGGUAGCAUGCCGACACGGGGCUUGCAUAGGAGUCUUUUUGACGCCUUGAAUAGACACAGCAGACAAGAGGAGAUGGCAGGUAUAGAGAGGAGACCGGCUCCUGUUGCCAAGGAGAAACUUCGGUUCCCCAACCCCUUCAAGUCUCUUACCAUGCUGUUCUCCAAGGGCAACUUUAGCGUCAUAAUGGCCGGGUCCAUCACCUAUACGGUCAAGAUGACGUUACAGUCUUCGUUUGCGGCCCAGUGCAUUGAUGUGUAUGAUUUGGACUACCUGCAGGCAGGGUUGAUAUAUCUACCAUCCGGAAUCGGAGGGGCAGCUGCCUCUUUCAUAACCGGAAAGCUGCUGGACUGGAACAUUACACGAGCUUCAGCCAAACGCGGCCAUGGAGACAAGUAUCGAAAGGCGGACGAUAUAUCGAACUUCCCUAUCGAGAAAGUGCGGCUUCAGGGCAUGUACACACUGAUAGGUCUCAGUGCGGGAAGCACAGCGGCCUACGGGGUUGCAUUGAUGCAGCAAAAGCUGAGUUGGAACCAAACCAUCUCCCUCAAGGCCAGCCGUACAAAGAGCAAAGAGAGGUUCUGA